UUCAGGCUCCUUGGAGAAUUUCUUUACUUGUGUAGAAGGCAUUUCCUCCCCAGUGAUAUCCAGCUGCAUAAUAAGACCUCCCUCAGCCCCAGUUGUUUCCUGUACAGGGCUCAUCAGCUACCUCGCCUUGUCAGAACAGUGCCGGACGGUCUGAGCAUCUGCUCACUUCUCCUGUCUUCCCAGUUACCCCGCACACUUCUCCUGUCUGUCUGUCUAUCUGUCUCUCUCUCUCUGUCUCUCUCUCUGCUCUGUUUAUUAGCAACAAACCUCGUAUAGAGCAACAAAAUCUGGAUUUCUGCAUCUGUCUGACUUUGUCCCACUCCGUGUCCGCCCGUCCAGCUGUGAUCUCACUCUGCCGUUUGCUGGGAGCUUUCUCUAAGCCGGCGGCGCUUCUGGACACAGGGUAAAGGAGCAGGACCAGCGACAGGAUGAAGGCUCUGCUACUGAUGCUGCUUGUGAUCGGUCUCCCAAUGGGACACUCAUAUCCAGUAUCCCAACUGUGUGACUUGAACAGUGAUAAUAUGGUCAAGUCGACCAGGUAUCAUUCUACAACCAUUAUGGGCUGUAUGGGAAAGUUUUCAAGCCAAGAAGUGUAUGUGCUUAAUGUACACGGAGGAGAUGGACUGUGGUCUCUGGAUAUCUCAAGAGAGAAACUGCAAGAAGAAGCCAACGAGAAGCCCGCGGUGCUUAUUGUGAACUCCAAUGUACCGUUCUCUAUCAAUGAUACCAGCUAUCCAGUCAUUUUACACGUGAAUAGCCAUAUCAAGCUUGCAGUGCAGCACAGUUUGCCACAAAAGUGGAAUAUGUCACAAGACGUUGAAUCGGUUAAUAGUAGUGAGGACCUGUUACGAUGGGCAAAAGACAAAUAUGCUGAGGUGACCUUCUUUGCUGAAUUGCAAGGUCCAAAUAAAAUUCAGCUCAAAAUGGAGACAGGUAACACUGGAGCGGAGACGUGUGAGCUGCAGAAUCAGUUCCGUGCUGACAGCAUUCUGAAAGCAGAGUAUCCUGUGGAUGUGAUGAGCUGUAAGAUACACAUUUCAAACCCAGAGGCUGUUAGGAAUAUCUACAUUGUACAUGUGGCUUACAGUGACCCCCCGACAAGUGGAAAUAGUAUAGACCUAUCAGUAACUGCCCUCGAUGGUCAAUGUGGCAAGGCCCCCUUAAUAUUUCUGAAGAAUGAGGCAGGCUACAUGUGGAACAUCCACAGUGAUUUUGAUGUUGGAGUUGUGGCCUCGGACAACCAUAUUCUGAAUGGAAUGCCGGUACCUGGGAGUAAAUUACCUGGAGAACGCGAUGAACUUAUAAUGAAAGCUAUUGGGGAUUAUAAUGGGAACUUUAAUAGCAUAACAUAUAUACAUAUGAACAAUGCCAUGUCUGUGACUCUCCCAGUGUUCUGUGUGAAGAAAGAAACAGUAUCUCCAACAGUGUCCCUGAAGGACCAGUGUGAGGAGUACUUUAAAGAUUUCAGCCGUUUGGAACCCUGGCGAUGUACAGACAAACACCUGAUCAUCACACUGGACCAGGAAUUCAUUCAGACAUGCGGAAUACUGGACCCCAAUAAUGUAUACUUUGGGAAUUCUAAGUGCUCAGCCAAGCCCCAAGGUGACUCUCUGGUAUUGAUCACCCACAAGGACGAAUGCGGUACUGAAGCAGCGGCUGGUAACCUGACCAACAAGCUAUUUAUACAGGGUGACACAUUUAAUAUUACUGAGACAGUCUUUUGCCAAAGUCCCGGGAUCCAAAUUCAUAUAUCGCAGGGCCCUGAUGCCAAUACGGCCACGAACACAUUGGGCACUGACCAGAUGAUUCAUGUAAAUUUGACUAUCAAGGGCAAAAACAUCCUGUUAGUAGACAAGUGUAUGCUGCUGGUGGGUGAGAAGGAGCAGAAAUUGAAAGAAUCCACUAUAGAAACUUCAGAUGGCAGCAUGAUCUGGACAUAUGACACGAAUACACUCGUUCUGCCGGAAGCUGCAAGCGCAGGAAACCUCACCUGUACCUUCUGCUUGGCCAGUGAGAGCAAAGAGGAUUGUCCUGAAACAAAUCUAAUGCAGAAAUCACUGGCAGUAACGUUCAACACCAGAUCGACCAAUCAGAAGCGAGGACUCAGCAUGGGGUCUGUUCUGGGAAUCACAUUCGGAGCAUUUGCCAUCGGAGCACUACUUACGGCUGUCCUGUGGUACAUCUAUACGCACACACGAUCCUCGGUUAAGAUGCAGCCAGUUCCAACACUAACUGGAGGAUCAGAGAACAGCAGCACAAACCACAGUAUUGACAGCACUCAGAGUACUCCCUGCAGUACCAGUAGCAGAGCGUAACCCGAGGCUGUGUAUUAGCAGGAGCACCACAUGCACACAGCGGACACAAUAAGCGGGGCCUAGCAGAUUAUGAAGCACUGUGACUCCAUUUAACGGGUCCCCUAAAAUACAGCGUACACUUUUCUAACGUCCUUGACAAAGGUUCCCCAAAGCAGUGAAUUCACUGUUAACCAUAUGUAAUCUACCUUCUGGCACCACUUAUAAUGGAUUUCAUGAAUCAAAGAUUUCAAGAAUCAAAAACACAGAAUUGAACUGUAAAUAGGACAUAGCCACCAUAUUACCUACUUGACAACAACCAAUGAGUCCAGCACAGAUGAGAAGUAGCAGUUUCUCAUUAAAAUGCCUGCGUGAGGAAACAAGAUGGCUGCAUGAUGAAACAAGAUGGGCGCAUGCAUCAGAGCUAGCUUGUGAAGGCAAAACAAAAGGUUCAACAUGGGGUUUGCAUUUACAUAUAAUGACUGAGAUGGUCAUCUUCAACAAUCAUGUAUUCUAACAGAUUUGUGUUUUUUUUGUAUAUCAUGAUGUAGGAGCUUGAUAUAUUCAUAGUUUUAACAUCAUAACCUACCCAUAUCAGUAGUGUAAAUUGUAGCAAAUGCAAUGUAAAAAAAUACCUCAGGAACGCGUCUGGAUUUAUGAGCAUCAUCAUUGGGCCUGCGUCUAGCAAUCACCUAUUCAUCCUGACUGUGCUCAUUGGCACAAAUAGUUUCAGUUUUAUUCUCAUUCCAUAUUUUCAUCCCAUAUGUAAUAUGUGGCUACAAUUACCCAGUUUAGCUAAAAAAAAAUAGGUAUGUAAUAUAUUAUUUUCUCAAAAUUUAGGAUGUAGGUAAAGUUUGCUUGUUAUCAUAUAAGUGAUGUUUCUAGAGGGUUUGUUACGGGAUACUGGCAGUCGGGAUGCCAGCAGCAAGAAUACCGACACCGUCAUCCCGACUGUUUGAAAUCCUGACAGGGGAACAGGAAGCAGCUAAUUCUAAACCUCCCCCUCCCGCAGCCUAACCCUACCCUCCCCGGGAUACUUACGUUCGGGAUUCCAGCUGUCGGGAUGACGGCAUUCUAACUGAUGUCGGGAUUCCGACGUUAACAUUCUGACUGCUGGGAACCGAACUACAUCCCGCUGCUAAAUACUGGCCACUUAACAAAGCUUACGACAUCCAUAGUAGCUCCCACAAUGUAUAAUAUUAUGACCGACAAUUAUAAAGGAGGAUGGGUGUUUUUGUAGCUGCACUGGACACAACAGAUUAAGUGGGAGACGUAUCAAGCCUUGGAGAGAGAGAAAGUGGAGAUAAAUAGUCCCAACCAAUCAGCUCCUAACUACCAUGUUACAGGCUGUGUUUGAAAAAUAACAGGAGCUGAUUGGCUGGUCCUUAAUCUCUCUCCAAGCUUUGAUAAAUAUCCCUCUAAGUAUAAAAAAAUACAUUGCCAUAAAUUAAGGAAAAUAAUAGAUUUUAGAAGACUGUAUUUUGAAAAUAACCAGGGUAACUAAGCUACAGCCUUAAGGCCUAGGUCCCUGAAAUCGGGACUUAACAAGCUCCUCCUACAAAAAUAUAUUGUCACUGACAUUUAUGUACAUAUCUCUCCCCAUCUGAAUAAUUCCCUUCAUAAAUCCCUGGACCAUUUGUCAGGCCUAUUUGGGUGCAAAAGUCUGUCAGAUUUUACUAGUCAGUAAAAAAUCUAGUCAGUGGUUCUACUUUUUAUUUAUUUUUUUACUGUGUAAAAAAAUAAGCAGUUUUUUCUUCUUCUAUAUUUUGGAUUUAUACAAUAACCAGUAUUGUUAAUAUUUUUUUUAUGAAUAUAUUGGGAUAAUGAUGGCUGCUUUCUACAGCUGCUGAUGGUUGUAUAUUAGGGAUAGGAUACUCCCUACUGUAAAUUAUAUGAGUUUUAUUAAGUCACCUAUGAGUUCCGUAUCAUGGGUCUCAGGAAUCUGAGGUGAUUGCUAAUAUUCAUAAUAAUUUACAGAAGUAGUAUCCUUCAGAACCGUAACUAUACUUUUUGGUGCCCUGUGCCAGAAAGAGAAUUGGCGCCGCCCCCCCCCCCCCCCCCCUCCCCCACCACCACCAUAUUUUUACAGUAGGGACAAAAGGCACAUGACUCGUGGGAAAGGGGCAUGACAAAAUUGAUCCCAGAGAAAGCCCAUGAUAUAAUGCCCCUUACCACAUUUUGGAUCUCUGGUCAGAAUAUGCCAGUUGAGCGCUCAUUCAUAUUUUCAAGUUAAGUUCAUGGAUGUUGUAUAGGAAUUAGCAACGGAAGGGGUGGGGGUAAGAGACAGGGGCAGUCAGAAGAUGCUGGGCUUCAAAAGGGGGGGAAGCUGCAAGUGAAAGUAAUUAGAACAGAUAAUUAACAAGUGCCGCCAACAGCGCCCCCUACCUUACAUCGCAAUGUGCAGUGCUCCCUCCGCACACACCUAGUUACGGUCCUGGUAUACUUAUCCUCAGAUUGCACAAGUUUUUGUAAUGGACACUUAUUUGAUGACAUCAGAACUCACAGAAUAUAAGCAAUGACAACAGAACUCAGUGUUUAUAUGACUAUUAAUUCCAGUUUAUACAUAUUAACAUUACUUUUGUAUUAUAAUGUAUAUUUAUUAAUCGUAUUAUUGUUAAGGUUGAAGAAAAUAUGAUUCAGUGAGUUUAGAAUAGACUAUCUAUAUAUAUAUAUAUAUAUAUAUAUAUUGGUAAUUGGUACAGUGUGUGUAUAACCUAAAUAUUGCACUUGCUUGAUAUGUACUGUACAUUCUGAAAUAAAAUUGUGUACCACAAUUUGCCACAAAGAAAAAGGUAUUAAAACUAUGGUGAAGAAAAUGGGAUGCACACGGCUUGCCGACAAUCAAAAUGUCAACAAGCAGUAUGUGGAUUCCGGAAGGCAGACACCGCUAUGUCGGCAAGUUUAAAAUACUACUUUAAGCAUUUUGCACAUGGCAGCAGUACAACUGUAAACCUAAUGGUAAUUUGCCAUGUUUACAGUUGUACUGCCGACGAUUGACACUUGCCGACAUUGAGGUACCUGCCUCCCAGGGUCCCCAUAGUACAAGUCGACAUUUUGACUGUUGGCAAGCACACUACAUCCGGAAGAAAAUUACUUUAUUAUGUAUGUAUAGCAUGUAGGAGUAUUUAUUACUAGCGAAGGUAAAAACUUAUUAAAGGGUUAAAAAAAAGUCACAUAUAUUACUUAGAAGUAUAUUUUGUCAGUAUUAAGCUAAUACAUUCUCAGUCAUUCAGGUUAUAUAUAUAUAUAUAUAUAUAUAUAUAUAUAUAUAUAUAUAUGUGGUUCUCUAGCUCUGUAUAAUUGAAAGGCGCCAUAUAAGAAACUGACACAGGCACCACCACAAUCAGGAUCAACUAACACAAUUAGGUCUAAUUAGGCCCAUUUCUAAUGAGACAUUCCCUCACCCGACUGAAAAUCACUAGAUGAGAUGUCAUUAUUGGUCAACUCGGCCAUUGUGAUGUCACUACUAUCUCUAUCGAGAUUUGAACUUUAAAGUUUGGUUGAGCAAUCCCGACGGAAUCAUGUGAAAACUUUUAAAUUUAAAGACAAUUUUAAUGACUAAAACAGUUCCCAGUCAUUAUCUCUGUGAACCACAGAUCAUGAAUUAGACUUCACAAUGGUUUAAUGUAUGAAAUGUAUCAGUUAAAAUGCAAAAUUGUAAUCAACAUUCCCAUGAUGGGGGUGAAAUAAAAUGUAAAAAAAUU
Messenger RNA from Pseudophryne corroboree (corroboree frog), 5995 nucleotides. It is a transcript of the gene ENG, whose product is annotated as endoglin. Bases 429 to 2315 code for a protein of 628 amino acids. NCBI's taxonomy places the organism in Eukaryota, Metazoa, Chordata, Amphibia, Anura, Myobatrachidae. Gene Ontology annotation, molecular function: glycosaminoglycan binding; transforming growth factor beta binding; transforming growth factor beta receptor activity. The record is from RefSeq and is a predicted model, not a curated record. The transcript has 15 exons. Gene Ontology annotation, biological process: epithelial to mesenchymal transition; regulation of transforming growth factor beta receptor signaling pathway; transforming growth factor beta receptor signaling pathway. Gene Ontology annotation, cellular component: cell surface.